GUUCCGAAAAAAUAAGAAAAAACUAUUAAAUAGUGCAAAUAACUACUAUAUUUAAGUGCAACGUCUUAAUCCAAUAACACGAAUUGCGCAUACAUAUAAAUAACAAAGAGAUUUAGCAAUUUUAAAAGGAAAAUUGUAAGUGACGCAAAAACCACUCGCGUACAUAUGCACAUAUGUACAUACAUGUAUACGAACAGUCUUUUUAUUGAGAAAGUGCGAGAGAAAAAAUCAGUUUAUCUGUGUGUGUGCGUGCGCUGAACGUGGAGUGGAGAAGCGCGCGUGUCUGUGUGGGAGACUUGUGUUUCUUUUCAACGACACAAUUAUUUGUGGAUGGCUCUCCACUGUUGUAGGAGCACGAAAAUACCAACAAAUGCAGAAAAUGCUGAUUGCCAAACAACAAAUAAUGAAACAACAACAAAGGCAACUAUUAAAAGUAGUAGAACAAUAGCCCACAAUAGCAGCAGUGGCAAGAAAGAUAAAAGAAACCAUAAAGUACAACAAUUGCAUUGGAAAUUGAAGUUCGUUCGACAGAAGCCAGUGGAGGCACUUUUCGAUACUUGGCAGCCAUAUUUACAGCUAGAGCCAGCGCGACGACUACGGCAUUGUACAAAAAAUACGUGACAAACCGCCACAACACCAACACACACUUAGGACCGUACAAUACACGCACACAUACAUUCACGGCGUUGUCGUGGUCGGUCGAACGGUCACAAGCCAUACGUUGGAGAGAAGACUGUGUGUUAGAAGAGACUGAACAAGAAAUUAGCGUAAAUAAGCGAAACGGGAAUAAAGAAAAUUGAGAGAAACAAAAAUAACAAAACCUAUAUCAAACAAUUACAUUUUGGUUUUAUAAAACAAUAUCUAUUUUUUGUUUUGUGAUUUUACGAUAUAACAAAUACGAAAAAAUAAAUAACCAGUCCUACAAAGUGAAGUCCACAGUGUAUUACAUAAAAUAAAGUUGUAUAAAUAAAACAGACGCCCACGACUUGUAUACACCAAAUUAAAUUCAUAGUAAAUAUUAUGGAAAUUGCACCAUUGAUUAAUACCGUCGCAACAGCCGCUGUCGCCGCCACCGCGUCCUCGAUACGAUAUCAGCCGCCACAGUCACAGCAGCGCAGUCACGUUGGUACCAACUCAUCCCUUCAUCCAAAUGAUAAUGUCAACAACCUGGCGUUGCUCGCAUCGCUGACGUUACAAAAAGCGCUAAAUAUCAACAAUAGCAACAAUCCAGGCAGCGAUAGUGUUGGGACUUAUCAACAAGUUGGAACCACAACUACUAUUAAAAGCACAGCAGCAAUUAAUCAACAGCAACAACGACGACACUCUGAUAACGAAGACGAAAAUGAUGUUUUAAACAAACUGCUAAAAACAGGCGCUGUCUUCUCAAAGACAACUAAGAACAAUAACACCACAACAACAACGUUCGCAGCAGCGACAUCAUUAUCGUCAGCCAGUAGUGCACCCAUAGCCAUAGAAAAGAGAAAGAACAAUGGAAAUAGUACACAGAAACAGCGGCUCAAUUCAUCCAUAUCAUCGACCAAUUCAACGAUAUCCACGAACUCAUCAUCGGCCAAUAGCUAUGGCUCAGCCAUGGCCAAUGGCUUUGGAACGGAUACAACGGCUAGUGGUGAAGAUCCAACAACCACAACGACAACAAAGCCGGCGUCCAGCAUUAAGUUGCCAGAGAAAUCGAAAAUUCCGUCCGAUAUACUCGACGAUCUGGCCAGUCGUUUCAUUAUCAAUGUGCCCGACAUGGAACUCAACAAUCUAAUACGCAUUUGUUUUCAAAUUGAGUUGGCGCAUUGGUUCUACUUGGACUUCUUUUGUGCGCCAGCCUCGGAAGAGGCAGAAAAGGGCGCGCAAUCUAUGGCGGUUCAACGUAAAUUGCCAGUUGUGGGCAUAAAACAGUUCGCCAUGCAAUUAUUUCAGCAUAUACCAUUCCUCAAUAAACAUUUUGGCACUAUUCAUCAAAUUUUGGAGGAGUGGAAAAACUAUAAGCUAUCAGUGCCCACAUACGGCGCCAUACUCGUAUCGGAGGAUCUCAACUUUUGCCUGCUGGUGCAAUCGUAUUUCGCGCGCAACUCCUGGGGCUUUCCCAAAGGCAAAAUCAAUGAACAUGAAGAUCCCGCACAUUGUGCCACAAGGGAGGUCUACGAGGAAACAGGCUAUGAUAUUACGGACAUUAUCGAUGCUAACGAUUAUAUUGAGGCUUUUAUAAAUUACCAAUAUACACGUCUGUACAUUGUGCGUAACAUACCGCUGAACACUCAAUUCGCACCACGCACUCGCAAUGAGAUAAAAUGUUGUGAUUGGUUUCGCAUUGAUGCAUUGCCAAUCAAAAAAAAUGAUGCCAUAUCACAAGCCAAAUUAGGCAAAAAUGCCAAUUCAUUUUUUAUGAUCAUACCGUUUGUGAAGCGUUUAAAGAAAUGGGUGAACGAUCGACGAGCGGGUGGAUUUGAGCCGCAACGGAGACACAAAUGCUCUGGACAGCAAAGCCCAAAGACAGGCUCUCCCACAUUUAAUAACACCAACAACAUUAAUAAUAACAAAAAGGAGGCUGUUAACCAUCAGCCACUGCAACAGUCGCGCGCAUCGCGACGUCAACGUCACAAAUCCAUGGGAGAUUUAGACGGAAUCAAGUUGAAUAAUCUCAAUAAUAAGUCUGCAGUAGCAGCAACAACAACAGCAGCUGUUAUAACACCCAAGGCUAUCAAUAUUAACAACAAGCGUAAUAACAACCACAAUAAUAAUAAGCAGCUCAACGUUGCUGCAGGCAGCAAUAUAACAAACCAACAACAACACCAGCAGCAAGCAAAGUUGCCUCCUAACAACGCGCCAUUGACACCGGCAACAACAUCAGCAAUUUUAACAACCAAACGGCAGCUUUUCCAAAGCCAAAGCCAAAAUGAUGCACAGCCGCCGGCUGGCAAUGAAAAGAUGGUCUGCUCAUUUGAUUUGAUACGCAAAGAGAAGCAGCAGCAAAUGAAAGCGGCGGCUAAAGCUCAAAAGCAGCAGCUCCAACAGCAGCAGCAGCGCAUGCGUGCCAAAUCGCAGAGUGACAAGCAAAGCAAUCAGCAGCAACAGCAACAAGACAGGAGCAGCAUGAGCAAAAUGGAUAAUGUCCAACAACAAAAGCAGCAGCAGCAACAAAAACCAAAAACACCCACAACUGGCGUCGAUUUAAUAGCCAUGCUAACAGCUGCAGCUGCGGCUCAGACUGCACCUGCAUUAGACCAACAGCAGCAGCGUCCACGUCCAGCUUCGGUCUCCUUAAACUUGGGCCAAACGGCAAGAACACCAUCGACAUCCAACGGACUAGUUGUCAAUCCUGACACUUUGCACAAACUGCAACGCAUGGCCUCUGGUAGCAACUUGCGAAUUUUAAAGCGCCCACAACCGAUGCCACAACAGGCGCUGAACCAACAACAGCAACAACAUCAGCUACCACAACAGUUGCAACUGCAACGUCAAGCAUCAGCAGCAGGAGCAGCAGAUUUAACAACUACCUUUACGCCCAACUUUAAUUCGUGGACGAAUUUCUCGUUUACGAAGAACUUCAUAGCAAAUGUAUUUUGCUAAAUAUUCUAUUGAAAUUCCUACAGCCGCCACGCUUUAGUGCACUUCCAUAGAGAUUCACUACCAUAUACAUUUUUUUAAAGAUAUUUCAAUCCCUAAACAAAAGAACAUUUUAUGUGCAGCAAGAAUAACUUUUUGGGACUUUUUGUGCAAUUUUGAAAACCAGCAGUAUAGAUUUAAAGUAUUUCUCAUAUUUCACCAUUAGCAAGAAACAUUAUUAUUGUACAUCUAAUUUGUACAAAGACCAUACCGGUUUUAGGAACUAUAACAGAUCGAUAGAGUCUUCCGCACAGCACUCGUUCGUAACUUUUAUAAAUUUUGACAAGGGCAGCUUUUUAUAAAUGCAACAAAGGCACACUUAUCGAGCAACAACUGCAUACGCAGUGAAAGAGAACAAACACCAAGUGGAAACAAAAAACAAGAAUUUUCAAGUACAAUUAACGUAUUCUUUUGUUGUUGUAUAUGCUAUAAUAUGAGUGAAACUACUUCGAGCCAGCCGUGCGUAUUUUAUAAAAUACGCCAAAAGCGUAGCUUUAAAUACCUAAAACUCUUACUUUAUGUUUUAGUUCAUUUAAUUUUUAUUGUGUAUAAGAAAUUACUGAAUAUGGCAAGAAAACAAAAGUGAAACUGAGCCUGACUUUCUGGGUCGUUAUACUGCCCCCACCUAAAAUGUAAAAAAGAAAAGAACACAAAAAAAAAAAAAAAAAAAACAAAUGAUGUAAAUACUUAAUUGUGAUAUAGUAUUUCUUAGCACAAUUGUGAUCUUAAGAAAACGGCUAGCUACUAUUACUACUACAACAAAAGAAAAGAGUAACAUUUUAUAAAAUCCAAUACAUUUUAAUGAAAUGCUUUAAACAAUAAGGUUGCCAGAAUAUUCUUCCUAACUUGAAGGCAAAGUCGAUACUGGCACGGUGUAGGAAACGACAGUGCGUCAAUUUUGCAAUUUUAACGAAUUUAAAAACUAGCCUAAACUUCGAAGAUUAAAUAUCUUCAAACAACACUAUAAAUCCUAAACAGUAAAGAAAUUUAAGUGUUUAAAGAUUUGUACUGUUAACGUUAAAUUUGAUAUGCGAGAGGAAUGGUUCAUACAUAACUAUAUUUUUGAGAGCAUAAAAGGUCACUUUAAGAAAUGUUGAGCACUUUUUUUUAAGAUAUUGCGCAUGUGUAACUAAAUACACAUAAACAUAAUAUGUAUAUACAUAUGUACUUGUAUAAAGAAAUACUGUUGAAGUGUCCGAGAAAAAGUUUCCUAACAAUGCUAAGUUACACUCAGUUUAAACUUCGAAGUUGCUGCGGUUGAUGUUGCACAAAAGUAAGCUACGUUAUUAGGAAUGUUAGUAAAGACGGGCAUGGGAUUCUUAUGAUUGUAUUAAAAAAGACUCUGAAAUUAUUUGGAACUUGCCAAACUCAUUCCUGACACUGCUGCAUAUUGCCUUCCAUGUCUAGUCACUUAAAAUUGCUGCUCAUAAUUUGUUCUUUUGCAAUAUGUGCGCUUUUUUCUUUCCCAGCGUGAAAGAAAUGUCACGCUUCAUUACUGAAAUAGCAUUUGCAUUAAUUCUAAUUUUAGUUGACUUUUAAAGCUUUUUGAAAAGCCAUAUUAAUUUUUAUUUCAUUUUUUGUACAAUAUGGCAAGGGCUGAAAUAUCUGCAACACUAGUUGUUUUUACAAAUUUUAGUUUUUGUUUUCGUUUUUUAUUUCUUUCUUUUUUUUUUUUGUAUGAUUUGUACAUUUUUUAUUAUUUGAACCGAACAGUAAUAACAUCUGUUCAACAGUUCAAAUGAAUGCGCAAAAGAAAUUGGCAAUAAUUCUUUUAAAUGAUUUUUUGGUUUUUUUCUUCAACAUUUUACAAUUUUAUUGCGCAUUUGUUUGUCCCGAACGGGCUUUAAAUUGAAAGCGAACAAACACUAAAUAUCUCAAAUAUUUUGUGAAACGCAAAAUAAGGCAAUAUCUUUCUGAACCGAACUCCUUGAAAUACCACUCAUUGGCAAUAUUAUAAGAAAAAACACAUACAAAUACAUUUCACAACAAUAGUUAACCAUCCUUGUAUUGUGAAAAAACCCCUCCUCUACAUAUAUAUGCAGAUUAUUUUGUGAACAAAACUUAAUAUCAAUGGACAUAGCAAUAGUUUAUUUUAACGAACGAAAAAAACUACAACAAAGAAACCAUAAAUUAUAAGCAAGAAAAGUCAAGCUUAAGUACAAUAAACGACAGAUGAACCUCGUUCUUUUGUUCGAUUGUUCCAAUUCGAACCAUAUUCGGAAAAUAAAUCUGAUUUUGUGAUGUCUGUUUAUUGACUUAAGCUACAAUUGCUAUGCAUUUCGUCAUUUUUAAGUGAGCUUAAUUUACAAACAGGAUAACAAACUAUAGAACGUCCAAAAAUUAUGCAAAUACACAAAAAUAUCAGAAAUCAAUUUGUAGACCAAAAAUAAACUUGAACAGUCCAACUAAAGUAAAAAAAUAAAGUAAAACUAAAUAUCAUUUGUUAAAAAAAAAUAAAU
Messenger RNA from Scaptodrosophila lebanonensis, 6074 nucleotides. It is a transcript of the gene DCP2, whose product is annotated as mRNA-decapping enzyme subunit 2. Lineage: Eukaryota; Metazoa; Arthropoda; Insecta; Diptera; Drosophilidae. The coding region runs from base 1021 to 3579 and encodes 852 amino acids. Gene Ontology annotation, biological process: nuclear-transcribed mRNA catabolic process, nonsense-mediated decay; deadenylation-dependent decapping of nuclear-transcribed mRNA. Gene Ontology annotation, molecular function: RNA binding; manganese ion binding; 5'-(N(7)-methylguanosine 5'-triphospho)-[mRNA] hydrolase activity. Gene Ontology annotation, cellular component: cytoplasm; P-body. The record is from RefSeq and is a predicted model, not a curated record. The transcript has 5 exons.